UCUUCAAAUCGAAUAAAUCUUUCGCCUUUUACUAAAGAUUUCCGUGGAGAGGAACGACCAUGAGUUUCAUUGAGUUAUAACUCUCAGCCAAAGCGAUGGAGACCGGUUCUGUGAGGAAUACGCUCUGUUUUCAGGUGAAGCCUGGAUGUGUGACUAGAGUCGAGCUGGGAUCGUUUGUGAAACAGAUACUAAUGAAAGAGCUUGAGAUUCAGGUAAAAGACAUCUUCUGCCUGCAGGAUUAUGCAUCACCUAGAUCAUAUGAUGUGACUUUCUAUAGUGAAUCUCUGUGUGUGGAUAUUUUUGAAAGAUUUAAGGCAAAGAGAAACAUGGCUCCUUUGGAGAUUUUUGAUGUACUCCCGCUAUCUUUCAUGGAAGAAAAACCUCUUAUUUUGCACAUGUUUAACCCGUUUACUGAUUUGGGUCUGAUUCUGGCCUUUUUGAAAAAGUACUGCAGUAAAAUUAAAGGAGGUAUAAGGCAAACAAAUUGCUUUAAAAUAUUUAAUGGAAACCUGAAAUUUUGGGUGAAGCUCAGGCCUGACCCGGAUGGCAUUGGAGGGGUUAAGCACCCUCCAGCAAAUUUUUCUAUUGCUGGAAACAGGGGUUUUUUGUAUUACCCUGGCCAACCCAAGUACUGUAGGCAAUGUUUCACUUAUGGCCAUAUCCGUGAUGACUGCCCUAAGGGUAAGUGCUGCCGCAAUUGUGGUAAUGUGGGCCAUGAAGCUGGUGCUUGCAUGCAACCAAGGCUGUGUGAUAUAUGCGGAAGCCAGGAGCAUCCAGCUAGAAACUGCCCAAGAGUUUCAGCAGCUAGGGUGUCCUAUGCAGAGAUUGUGAAAAGGGCUGAACCACCUAAGGCUGAAGUGGUGAGAGAAACUGGAGGUGGGCUGUCUCUGUCUGACAAUUCUGAAAAUGUUGUUGCUGAAACUGAAUUAUUAACUGUGAUUGAGCCAACAGCUGAGGAGGCUACACUGGAGAGUGUGGGGGAAGUGCCUAGAGUGGAAGAAGGUGCGGCCCCUGAUGAGAGCCAAACUGCAGGUGUAUUGGAGGAACUCUUGAUUGGUAGUGCUGUGAGUCCACUUUCUGAUGGAAAUAUCGCUGAAGAAAUCGUCUGGGACACGGCUGGGGAUGAGGAAGUGGUGGAGGAGUCAAUGGACGUGCAAAGUGCUGUCCAUCUUAUAAAAGACCUGAUGAAUACUGAUGUUCGCCCAGCACUGCUGAAAGGAUUAGUAGCACUUCUGAAACCCUCACAAAAAGAAAAUAAGAAGUUUAGACCACACAUUUUAGAAGAUACAACUGUUGAACAAUUUUCAGAUCAAUUACCAUAUUUUAUUCAACAAGCAGCAGCGGUGAGGGCCAUAGGAAUGUUAUCUCAGGAAUCAACAGAACUAUGUGAAGAGUUAAUAAAACUGCGUGUAGUACAUAAUUUGCUGUUUGUGAUGGGGAACAGGGACCACAGCGAAAGUCAAAGACAAGCUAGUCUUGUUCUUGAGUAUUAUGUAUUGUCCUUUCCUGUUGUUGAGGAACAAGUAAGAAAAGCAAUUGGUGAUACUCUGUUCCAAAUGCUUAUGGACAAUGCUGAGUCUUUGUAUAUGAAGAUAGACUUGGUCCAAGCUGAUCUUUUAGCAUCCAAUCAAGUGAACAUCCCCAGAGCAAAAGAGGCUACCGAUUGAAAUUUGUGAACAAGAUCACAUAUCAUAUUGGCUUUCAUAAAUAUUCUGUAUUGUUAUUUUCAGUGACUCAUCUUAUUUCGUUUUACCUUUUCUUUAUGUUUCUUUUUUCCUUCUUGUUAAUUUUCUCAUGAUUUUGUUGUUCUGCUAUCAUCUGUAGAUAUAUUAUGGCAUCUUUAUGAUAUGGUUUUUGAUGUUUGUAUGUAUAAGACAGUGUUGUAUUAUUCAUUGUGGGCUUCUCAAUUGCACUUCUACCUUAAUAAUUAUAAAUCAAUAAGAACUACUAAAACCAAAUAAAUAUACUAUGUUUGGGGGCUCAAGAGCAGGGGCACUGCUACCAUGAGGUGAGUUGAGAAACUCGCCUCAGGCGGCAGCGCCCCCGAAGUUACCAGGGGCAGUAAAAAGCCGCUCCUGGUUCUAAAACAGAAUUUACUCUCUGCUAGUAUAAAGAGCGCAAUUGCGCUCUCUACACUAGCAAUGCAGCCCCCCCGGACCCCCUCCGGUGCUGUAAAGGUAAGCAACGUGGGGCGAGCAGGUGCAGCAUCAUAGGAGCCACUUUGGUGGCUCAGGGAAAGAAAAUGCCCCUGCUUAAGAGACAUUCUGUGUAAAUAUUUUCAACUCCACGCAUCCCAAGUAACUCAUUACUCUCUGGAUAAUGGCUGACCAAACCUCAGUGACUAACAUUUUAAGAACACAGGAUAUCUUUAUCCUUAAAGCUCUGACCAAUUGUUGUCAAUAAAUAUGCUGAAAAAUCGAGUGCCUUGUAGCUAUGUAGCAUGAGAGUCAGGUUUCAUUAUCAGCAUAUUUUACUUAGUAGUACCGUAUAUACUCGAGUAUAAGCCGAUCCGAAUAUAAGCCGAGGUACCUCAUUUUACCUAAGAAA
Xenopus tropicalis (tropical clawed frog) is the source of this 2547-nucleotide messenger RNA. RefSeq names its product armadillo like helical domain containing 1 (gene armh1). Gene Ontology annotation, molecular function: nucleic acid binding; RNA binding; double-stranded DNA binding. Bases 96 to 1667 code for a protein of 523 amino acids. Gene Ontology annotation, biological process: activation of innate immune response. The record is from RefSeq and is a predicted model, not a curated record. Lineage: Eukaryota; Metazoa; Chordata; Amphibia; Anura; Pipidae. The transcript is spliced from 7 exons.